AUGUCGAAGACUGUUUAUAAACAUUUGACCCAGCCCAAUGUCAUCUUGGACUGUCGUGGUACAAGCUCAGUCCCAACCUACAAUGCCGCCUGGAGCUAUGUGGAAAAUAUCUACCCAUGGUCAGAUUUUACACACCAAAAUAUUGUCGAGCGAUAUGCGUCUGAACUAGCUGAGGAGCGGGACUUCAUAAGUCCAGUCACCGAAUAUCAGGAUGCAAACCUGAGUACAUUAUAUUCGGAGCGCGGUUUCAACGAUGUGCUUGCUGCGACGAAUAUGGUUAUCGUGUCGGCCAAUCUGCCAAAAAGCCAGUUUAUUGCGGACGGCUCUCGAACAUGUGAAGCGACGGACAUAUUUCCAGACUGGGGUGCCGGUGAUGAUAGCAAACCUCCAGGCCAGAGAAAGCGAACGAAAGCUUUUGUUUGUGGGGAUACGAAAUACCUUUGGUCUCAUGAGGAUGCAAUCAAGCUGCUUCAGAUGGGCCCAGCCAACAGCACACUCAACGCAAAGGAUAAGAUGUCCCUUGUGAACCCAUUCGAGCAAGUUCAAUACUAUGGCGCAAUCAACAAGACAUCGAUCGUCUUCAUAAUCUCUAAUGAAGCCCUGGUUGUUAUUCGUCUAUUUUUGGCGCCCGAAGCAGAUCGAACAUCUCCAAGAAAGCUACGCAGUCUCGCAAAGCCAGCACGCCAGAAUAGUCCUUCGGUGACUUCGGAGACCAGCUCAAUAAUUCCCAGACGUCAACGUAUCUCCUCAAUAUCUUCGGAUAUCGUGGGUAGUGUCAGCGAAAUGAGCAUUGAUGAAGUUAGUAUGAGUAUGAGCACCGGUCAAGUGAGCUCUAGUACCAACGAUCCUUCAGUCAAACCCACUGAUUUCAUUCCUGACAUCAAUGCUAUGGAAUAUGCAGUUAUUCCAUGGGCGCGGGCGCGGGCUGACGGGCUAACGGUUAAUCUUGCUUUGUGGGCUGCUAUCAGACUAGCAAGGGAGAACAACACCAUCCAGGAGUAUUAUGACCCAUUGACCCCUGGUCCAGCACAUACGAUUGAGGCGAAUUCAGGGAACAUAUCUAUGCCGAGCACGACUCAAGGGAGAGACAAGGGCAAAGGUGUUGAAAAAAGGACUCCAACUGCGACCGACCCAGUCCCCAAGACAACAGCCGCCAAGACAACAGCCGCCAAGACAACAGCCGCCAAGACAACAGCCGCCAAGACAACAGUUGCUACGACUAAUAUCCAAUACUGCGAUGUCAAACUCUUCCCGUCCUCGGAUAACACAGGCUACAACUACAGAUUGAAUGGCGAAUGGGUCACCAACGAUCCACAAAAGAGCUGGACUGUGGUUGGUAAUAAGCUUUACAAUUACGGGAGGAAACCGUAUUUACGCGCUGACAAGCCUUAG
Molecule: messenger RNA, 1392 nt
Organism: Aspergillus japonicus CBS 114.51
Lineage: Eukaryota; Fungi; Ascomycota; Eurotiomycetes; Eurotiales; Aspergillaceae
Exons: 1
Coding region: 1-1392 (463 amino acids)
Source: RefSeq, a predicted model, not a curated record